Molecule: messenger RNA, 1542 nt
Organism: Cladophialophora yegresii CBS 114405
Lineage: Eukaryota; Fungi; Ascomycota; Eurotiomycetes; Chaetothyriales; Herpotrichiellaceae
Product: eukaryotic translation initiation factor 2 subunit gamma
Exons: 1
Coding region: 1-1542 (513 amino acids)
Biological process (GO): formation of translation preinitiation complex; positive regulation of translational fidelity
Cellular component (GO): eukaryotic translation initiation factor 2 complex; cytosol
Molecular function (GO): tRNA binding; GTPase activity; translation initiation factor activity
Source: RefSeq, a predicted model, not a curated record
AUGGCCACCAACGGUGACCUCCCAUCAGACGAUGAGUUCUCCCAACCAGGGACCCCUCCUGGCGAUGAGAACGACGUGGACGAGAUUGAAGAGUCGAACCAGACACCCAAGUCGGCCCUGAAAAGGGGAACCUCAGCAGCGGUUCCCGAGCCACAAGUUUCCCGCCCCGUCCUACCCGAACAACCAGACCCGAAAGAUCUGGACAUCUCGAAACUCACUCCUCUCUCACCCGAAAUCAUCGCGCGGCAAGCCACGAUAAACAUCGGCACGAUAGGCCAUGUGGCGCACGGCAAAUCGACAGUCGUCAAAGCCAUCUCGGGCGUGCAGACGGUCAGGUUCAAGAACGAACUGGAACGAAACAUCACCAUCAAACUGGGGUACGCCAAUGCAAAGAUCUACAAGUGCGACAACCCCGAGUGUCCGCGGCCGACGUGCUACAAGUCGUACAAGUCGGAGAAGGAAGUGGAUCCUCCGUGUGAAAGGGAGGGAUGUAAAGGCACGUAUCGCCUGCUGAGACACGUCUCCUUCGUCGACUGCCCCGGCCACGAUAUCCUGAUGAGCACCAUGCUUUCUGGCGCAGCAGUCAUGGAUGCCGCUUUGCUCCUCAUUGCAGGCAACGAAAGCUGUCCACAACCUCAGACGUCGGAACAUUUGGCCGCCAUCGAGAUCAUGAAACUCAACCACAUCAUCAUCCUGCAAAACAAGGUCGACUUGAUGAGAGAAGAGGGCGCACAAUCACACUACGAAUCCAUCCUGAAAUUCAUCAAGGGCACGGUCGCCGACGGGUCGCCCAUCAUCCCCAUCUCCGCCCAGCUGAAAUACAACAUCGACGCCAUCAACGAGUACCUGGUCACCAAGAUCCCCGUGCCCGUGCGUAACUUUGGCGCCACCCCACACAUGAUUGUCAUUCGAUCGUUCGACGUGAACAAGCCCGGCGCCGAGAUCGAAGACCUCAAAGGCGGCGUGGCAGGCGGUUCCAUCCUCAACGGCGUCCUGAAACUCGGCGACGAGAUCGAAAUCCGACCGGGCAUCAUCACAAAAGAUGCCACAGGCCAGACGGUCUGUCGGCCCAUCAUGUCGCGCGUCGUCAGCCUGUUCGCCGAACACAACGACCUCAAGUUCGCCGUGCCAGGUGGCUUGAUCGGCGUCGGCACGCGGGUCGACCCCACGCUGUGCCGAGCCGAUCGUCUCGUGGGGCAUGUGCUCGGUCUGAAGGGCCAACUCCCCGAAAUCUACAUGGAACUCGAAGUCAACUACUUCCUGCUCCGACGGUUGUUGGGCGUGAAGACCGCGGACGGCAAACAAGCCAAGGUGGCCAAGCUCGCCAAGAACGAAGUCCUGAUGGUCAACAUCGGGUCCACGGCGACGGGUGCCAAAGUCAUGGGCGUGAAGGCCGACGCCGCGAAACUGACGUUGACGAAUCCCGCGUGCACGGCCAUCGGCGAGAAGAUCGCGUUGAGUCGCCGCAUCGAGAAGCAUUGGCGGUUGAUUGGCUGGGCGAACAUUGUCGCGGGGAAUACCAUUGAGCCGGAGUCUUCUUAG